Pelodiscus sinensis (Chinese soft-shelled turtle) is the source of this 3168-nucleotide messenger RNA. Lineage: Eukaryota; Metazoa; Chordata; Testudines; Trionychidae. The record is from RefSeq and is a predicted model, not a curated record.
CAGUGCAUCACCCGGCAACUGCAGCCUUCCUGUGAAAUUCAUCUUUAGCUUCUCCUCAGUUAGGCUGGUCUGAUUCUUCACUUUGGGGGUGUGAACAUGGUGAGCAGAUUUUUCUGUAUGGUUCAUUCCUUUCCCCCACCCUUCUUCUAAAUGCUUCCCUGGACUGAUUGAUGAAUCAUUCCUCAUCUGGUCCACUGUUCAGAGGACAGAAAUGGAAAAUGUAAUCUCAUGCAGCAGGGAUGGAUUUUUUUAAAAAAAGUCUUUUGCAAUGUGAAUCAUGAAAAAAUCCUUUAAAAUCUGUCUGCUAGGAACAGCCCACAGGUUUUAGAAUGAAGUGCACUGCAUACAAGGAAUGGUACUAUCCUCAGGUAAAGCAGACAAGCAGUGUGCAUCAUGAUGGAGCAUGCCUGUAAGGUGAGUAAGAAAAUGUAGUGGACAGAGGCAAGGAAGAGAAGCCUCAAGUGGUGGAACGGAGGGUUCUCUCUGUUUGGGAUUUCACCCUCCCUAUCACGCUGCCUCACAAUGUCAAAGAAGAGUGCCAGCAGCCGAGCUAAGGGAGAAAAGCCUGAUGCCUUAGCUGUCUUACAAGCUGCCAAUGAAGAGCUCAGGACAAAACUAACAGACAUUCAAAUAGAGCUCCAACAAGAGAAGAGUAAGAUCAGCAAAUUGGAACGAGAGAAAAAUCAGGAAGUUAAACAGAUCAAAGAGCACGAACAGCAUAAAAACACGGUGUUGGUCACAGAACUGAAGGCCAAGCUUCAUGAAGAGAAAAUGAAGGAACUCCAGGCUGUUCGAGAAGCACUUUUGAGACAGCAUGAAGCUGAGCUUCUUAGAGUCAUAAAGAUUAAAGAUAAUGAAAACCAGAGAUUACAAGGCCUUCUUAAUGCUGUGCGAGAUGGGGCUCCUGAUAAGGUUAAAACAGUGCUUUUCACAGAAGCGAAAGAAGAAGCCAGGAAAGGGUUUGAAUCGGAGAAAGUAAAAAUGCAGCAAGAAAUUUCAGAACUUAAGGGGGCUAAGAGACAAGUGGAAGAAGCCUUAACUUUGGUCAUUCAAGCUGACAAAAUUAAAGCAGCAGAGAUAAGGAGUGUGUAUCACUUACACCAAGAGGAAAUCAGCAGGAUCAAGAGGGAAUGUGAAAGAGAAAUUCGCAGACUGAUGGAGGAAAUAAAAUUUAAAGACAGAGCAGUCUACGUGCUGGAAAGAGAGUUAGGGGUUCAAGCCGGGCAUGCUCAGAGACUUCAGCUCCAAAAGGAGGCUUUAGAUGAACAACUUUCCCAGAUCAAAGAGUCUGAUCGACAUCUGAGCAGCCCCAAACGGGAACUUCCUUAUGCAAGUGGUGCAGGAGACGCUUCAGAUCAUUCAGGAAGCCCCGAACAGCAGCUGGAUGAAAAAGAUGCCCGGCGUUUCCAACUUAAAAUUGCUGAGCUAAGUGCAAUCAUCCGGAAGCUGGAAGAUCGGAAUGCAUUGCUGUCCGAAGAAAGAAAUGAGCUUUUAAAACGUCUAAGAGAAGCAGAAAGUCAGUAUAAACCUCUCCUGGACAAAAAUAAGCGUCUCAGUAGGAAGAAUGAAGAUUUAUCCCAUGCCUUACGUCGAAUGGAAAAUAAAUUGAAAUUUGUAACACAAGAGAACAUAGAAAUGAGACAAAGAGCUGGAACAAUUAGGAGACCAAGCUCUUUAAAUGAUCUAGACCAAAGUCAAGAAGAAAGAGAAGUUGAAUUUCUGAGGCUACAAAUUAUUGAACAGCAAAAUAUCAUAGAUGAACUCUCUAAGACCCUUGAAACUGCUGGCUAUGUGAAGAGUGUGAUAGAACGUGACAAGCUUUUAAGGUACAGGAAACAAAGGAAGAAAAUGAUAAAGCUCCCUAAGAAGCCGGUCGUGGAGACAUUUUUUGGCUAUGAUGAAGAAGCUUCUCUGGAGUCUGAUGGUUCUUCUAUCUCGUAUCAAACUGACAGAACAGAUCAGACGCCUUGCACUCCAGAUGAUGAUUUGGAAGAGGGCAUGGCCAAAGAAGAAACGGAACUGAGAUUUCGGCAGUUGACAAUGGAAUAUCAGGCUUUGCAACGAGCAUAUGCUCUGUUGCAAGAACAGGUCGGAGGAACAUUGGAUGCAGAACGAGAAGUUAAGACGCGUGAGCAGCUCCAAGCAGAAAUACAUAGAUCACAAGCUCAGAUUGAGGACCUAGAAAAGGCACUUGCUGAGCAGGGACAGGACAUGAAGUGGAUUGAGGAGAAGCAAGCAUUAUAUAGAAGAAAUCAAGAACUCGUAGAAAAGAUAAAACAACUGGAAACAGAAGAAGCUCGGUUAAAACAUGAUGUCCAGGAUGCUAAAGAUCAAAAUGAACUCCUGGAGUUCAGAAUUUUAGAGCUUGAAGAGAGAGAAAGAAGAUCACCUGCUAUCAACUUUCAUCACAUUCCUUUUACUGAGGGAAAAAGUCCUCUCCAAGUUUACUGUGAAGCAGAAGGUGUAACAGAUAUACUAGUAGCGGAGCUAAUGAAAAAGUUGGACAUUUUAGGGGAUAACGCCAAUCUGACUAACGAAGAGCAAGUAGUUGUCAUACAAGCAAGGACAGUUCUGACGCUGGCUGAAAAGUGGCUACAGCAGAUAGAAGUGACAGAAUCUGCACUGCAGCAAAAGAUGCUAGAUCUUGAGAAUGAAAAGGCGCUAUUUAGUAAACAAAAGGGAUAUUUGGAUGAUGAACUUGACUACAGGAAACAGUCUUUGGAUCAAGCACACAAGCAAAUUCUGGAAUUAGAAGCCAUGCUGUAUGAUGCCCUGCAGCAAGAUGCUGGAGCCAAAAUGUCAGAAAUUCUUUCAGAAGAGGAGAAAAGCAAGCUGAAGAAUGCUGUAGAACAAUGGAAACGUCAAGUUUCGAGUGAACUCCGAGAGAGAGAUGCCCAGAUUUUGCGUGAAAGAAUGGAGCUCAUUCAACAUGCACAGCAGAGAAUUAAGGAACUAGAAGAAAGAAUUGAAGGUCAAAAAAGACAAAUAAAAGAAUUAGAAGAAAAGUUUUUAUUUUUGUUUUUAUUUUUCUCUUUAGCUUUCAUUCUUUGGUCAUAGUUCAUCAGCCCACGUACUGACGAUUAUUGAGGAAGCUAAAAAUGCUUACACUCAUACUGAGCAAGACAGCAUUGGUCACCAAGAUGAAAUAAAAAAGAAAACAUUGCAAUU